This is a messenger RNA of Entamoeba dispar SAW760, 345 nucleotides long. RefSeq lists its product as uncharacterized. The coding region runs from base 1 to 345 and encodes 114 amino acids. The record is from RefSeq and is a predicted model, not a curated record. NCBI's taxonomy places the organism in Eukaryota, Evosea, Mastigamoebida, Endamoebidae. The transcript is spliced from 3 exons.
AUGCCUCCUAUAAUCUAUAUGUUUACUUAUAUCUUAUAUCUUAUAUCUUAUAUCUUACAUCUUACAUCUUACAUCUUAGUUCUUAUCUUUAUAUCUAUAUAUACAUCUAGAUACUUUUCUAUUCUUAUUUCUAGAUCCUUUUCUAUCUAUAUAUUCAUAUAUGUACUUUCUAUUUUAUCUUUAUAUUAUUCCUAUAGUGUUACCCUAUUCUAUUCUUAUAUUCUUAUAGAUGUUAUACCUUUAUACCUUUAUACUAUUCUAUUCCUCUUAUACCUUUAUACCUAUAUAGAGUUAUACCUUUAUACCUUUAUACCUUUAUACCUUUAUAGUGUUUUUAUUCUUUGA